Messenger RNA from Effrenium voratum, 2271 nucleotides. The record is from the annotation of a GenBank genome assembly. NCBI's taxonomy places the organism in Eukaryota, Dinophyceae, Suessiales, Symbiodiniaceae.
AUGUCGUGGCUCUUUUGGGCCCUCCAGUUGUUGACAUGCCAAAUCGCCUUCGCUGAUUUGCCAGUGCAUUGCCUCCACCACGAGAUCAUCGGCAGCUGGAAGUUCGUCCUCGGCCGGCCCAGUGGAACUAGGUCCUCCUGCGGCCAUCUGCGCCCGGACUCUGUGGAUGUCCAGCCCGGUAGAGACGUCCUCGACGCCGUAGACAGAGAGCUCGUGGUGUCCUUAAAGGACCCCAACAUCGCAGAGGCAGAGGCGCACCCUUUGGGCACCUGGACCAUGAUCUACGACGAAGGCUUCGAGGUGGAGCUGGGGCACCUCAACUUCUUCGCCUUCUCGAACUUCACCUUCGAUGUGAACGAGCAUGGCAAGCACAAUAUUUCCCACUGUGACCAGACCAUGGUGGGCUGGUAUCACAACAAGGAUCGGACGCAAUUUGGGUGCUACUACGGCACUAAGAUCCCCACGGAGGAGGAGAUGCAGCUAGCUGUAGAGAUGAAAUCAAGGCACCUCUGCCCCAGCAGAAAAAAGCCCAAGACGCUGCUCUACCAAACGAAGAUGUCGCAGCGCCACCAGCGGAAGGUCAUCGACAAGCUCGCGGAGCGCAUCGAGAGCGAGUCGCUGGGGUGGAAGGCCAAGCCCAUGGACAAAUGGAACGGCCUGUCCAUGCUUCAGGUGAACUCCUACGCGGGCAUCAAGCGUGAGAAGCGCACUUCCGAGAUGCUGCGCCAGCACGGGGCCGCGCUGAAGACGUUGGAGGGCCGCGUGAAGCGGAGGAGCUUCCUGCGCAGCAGCAGCGUGUCCCAGCUGGGCGCCGCUCUCCCCGAGGCUUUGGACUGGACCAACGUCAAUGGCCGUAGCUAUGUGGAAGAGGUCAUGGACCAGUCCGAGUGUGGCAGCUGCUACGUGGCCUCAGCCAUGCGCAUGCUCACUGCGAGACACAAGAUCAAGCAGAACGAUACCUCCCUCUCCCCUUGGUCCAUUUCCUUUCCUCUGCAAUGCUCGGAGUACAAUCAGGGCUGCAAGGGCGGGUACGGCAUCCUUGCGACCAAGUGGUCGCAAGAGGUCGGCCUGCUCCCGGCGGAGUGCAUGCAAUACGGCUCGGAGGGUGCCUGCCAACUAGAGUGCAACCUCAAGGAGCUGAAAGGCCCGCGCUUCCGUGCGGACAACCACCGCUACGUGGGGUCCUGGUACGGGGAGCACGGGGACAAGGUGGAGGAAAUCAAGGCUGAGCUGUAUCACAACGGCCCCCUGAUCUUGGGCCUUGAACCCAGCGAGGACUUCAUGUGGUACUCGGAGGGCAUCUACCGCUCCCCUGGCACCUCCAACCUCAUCCACCCCACCUCCGGCUCGGAGUGGGAGCGCGUCGACCACGCCGUGCUGCUGGUGGGCUAUGGCGAGGAGAAUGGCCAGAAGUACUGGAAGCUCCAGAAUAGCUGGGGCGAGGACUGGGGCGAGAAGGGCUAUUUCCGCAUCGUCAUGGGAGAGAACGACUCAGGCAUUGAGUCCAUCCCGGAGGCGGCCGACGUCGUCGAGGACGAGCAGCGCGGGAGGCAGGUGAACGCAUUCUUCCAGCAGCAGCCAAAGGGGCAAUCGAUGGAGGCGAAGGAGCUGCGUAUCGCGGAGAAGAUCGAGAAGAUGCUCGAGGGGAAGCUGUGCCACGGCAGCACCGCGUCCCGCCGCCCGUUCCCGGGAGACUCCUGGGACAAGCUCAGGCACGCCGCCAGCGUGGUGGGCCACGGUGCCCAGGCCCAAAUCGCGCCGGUGGCGGCGUCCCAAGUGGCCCGGGUGCUGCAGAAGCACGGGGAGAGGCAUAAGCGACGGCGCGCUCUCAACGAAGAGGCGAAGCAGAUCGCCAUGGCGGUGGACAUGUCCAUUUGGGCUCUGGGCAUGAUCUGUGAGCACCAGGAGCGCAACGUGGGCGGGGACUCCACCUCCGCGUGGAAGAUGUGGCUGUCCCACAUGCCGCCCCGCUGCGACCGGGAGGUGGGCAUAAAGGCCUGCUCCCAGUUGCUGCAGCUGGUAGUGAAGAACCACCCUGUGGUCACCGCCACCGAGCAGCUGCCAAGGGUGUUGGCGAUCCUCGCAGAUUCCUACAAGUCCAGAAACUCCAACAGCGCGCUGGACAAGGACAUAGCGGCGGCGGUGGCCAAAGCCGGCGCCGGGACAGUGAAGCAAUUAGCUUCUUCCCUGCCGGAGAGGCAGCAGAAGAAGUUGGAGCAGAUGCUGAAAGAUGAGAGCCGGACAGAUGGCAAUGGCAUGGCGCCCUCCUGA